AUGGGGUUCGAGUCGUGGAGCGACCUUGAGGUGUUCCUGAAGCAGUAUGAAGCUGAGACUUACCAGAACUUUCGCGUCCGGAAAAACAACAAGGUUGCUGACAGGAACAAAAAGAUUUUAGCGUUUGGUUCUAAAGCGCCGUUGGUACCAGAAGUAUCGUAUCACUACCCAAGGACGUUCAUUUGUACACGCGGGAGAAAGUACAAACCUAAAGUCAAAGGCAAGAGGAAGAGACAACAUUCUAGGUCUCUACAGUGUAGUGCACAGAUCCAUGCCUGCGUGCAAGUGGUGGAUCCUUCCGGUUUGAAGUUUGCUUUGAAGCUCACGUCGGUGCAAUUGGAACACAAUCAUCCGUUAGCGAAGCACACGUAUAACCUAUACCCGCAGACGAGAAUGGCGUACGAACCGGAUGUGCUUGCUAUGGUGGACGAGCUCCGAAAGGUUGGGGCCAAGAAGAAGAUUAUAUUAGCGUAUAUCCACGACCACUCCGUGUGCAAGCCAACGAGGAAAGAUGUCCACAACCUCGUCGACAAGCUCAAGAAAGAAGCUCAUUCAGCUCCGACUAGGGCGAAGAGGCUGAAACGAUGGAUGAUCGAGUUCACAGAGGAACCAGGCAACAUUGGUCGCAUCUUUGUCGAUAAAGUGCAAGACAAGUUAUGUUAUCUCUGCUUUUGCUGUCGUUAA
This is a messenger RNA of Phytophthora nicotianae INRA-310, 684 nucleotides long. RefSeq lists its product as hypothetical. The record is from RefSeq and is a predicted model, not a curated record. Lineage: Eukaryota; Oomycota; Peronosporomycetes; Peronosporales; Peronosporaceae. The coding region runs from base 1 to 684 and encodes 227 amino acids. The transcript has 3 exons.